AUGGCACUGAGACUGGACCAGUUGGAGGGCAUGGUACUGAUACUGGACCAGUUUGAGGGCAUGGCACUGAGACUGGACCAGUUGGAGGGCAUGGCACUGAGACUGGACCAGUUGGAUGGCAUGGCACUGAGACUGGCCCAGUUGGAGGGCAUGGCUCUGAGACUGGACCAGAUGGAGGGCAUGGCACUGAGAUUGGACCAGUUGGAGGGGAUGGUACUGAGACUGGACCAGUUGGAGGGCAUGGCACUGAGACUGGAAAGAAUUUCCAAGAUAUUGAGGGAACUUGACCCUCUUGGAGUUGCCAACAGAAGAAAGCAUCGCUUUAGCCGCCGAACUUACAUCAAUAAAGGGCCAAAUUUUCUAUUGCAUAUGGAUGGCUAUGACAAAAUAAAAAGGUUCGGAUUUGCAAUACACGGUGCAAUUUGUGGAUUUUCCAGACGUGUAUUAUGGCUGAAUGUGGGACGGACAAACAACAAUCCCCACAUUAUUGGAUACUACUUCAUGCAAUAUGUUGACGAGAUAAAAGGUGUGCCAAGAUGCAUACGGAUGGAUUGCGGAACUGAGAAUGUGUUGGUUGAGGACAUACAAAAGGCUUUUAGAUGGGACAAUGAUGACGACAUGGCAGGCGAAAAGUCAGUUAUAAGAGGAAGUUCACAUUCGAAUCAGCGGAUUGAACGCUGGUGGCUUUCUGGCAAACAAGGUGGCGGUCAGUACUGGAUAGACAAGUUUAAAGACAUGGAGAUGAGAGGUCUUUUAUCUACGUCAAAUGUUGGGCAUAUUGAGUGUGCCCGUUUUUCAUUCAUGAACCUGCUUCAGCAAGACUUGGAUAAAGUACGUAUGGAGUGGAACCAGCACCGUGUGCGACCAAAUAAGCAAGGCGAGUCACCAACAGGAAAACCAGACAUAAUGUAUUUUAUGCCUACCUUGUACGACACCUUGGACUACAAGGUUCCUGCAAAUGAGACUGACAUACAACAUGUGAAAGAAUACUGUGCUGUUCCGUUCUCUUUGGGAUGCGAUGAAGAGUACGCUAGAUUCUUCCGUGAGCUAAUGCAUGAAAGGGGGCUUCAGAUGCCGACAAAGUUCGAAGAAGCACUGGAACUGUACUCAAGUUUGACUACAUCGUAGUGUUCAAUACAAAGACAGCAUACAACAUGGUUAACAACAGAGUCAUAG
Messenger RNA from Mizuhopecten yessoensis (Yesso scallop), 1176 nucleotides. RefSeq lists its product as uncharacterized. Bases 1 to 1128 code for a protein of 375 amino acids. The record is from RefSeq and is a predicted model, not a curated record. Lineage: Eukaryota; Metazoa; Mollusca; Bivalvia; Pectinida; Pectinidae. The transcript is spliced from 7 exons.